CGCCAUGGUGAAGGAGCAGUUCCGCGAGACGGACGUGGCCAAGAAGAUAAGCCACAUCUGCUUUGGGAUGAAGUCACCGGAAGAGAUGAGGCAGCAGGCUCACAUCCAGGUGGUCAGCAAAAACCUUUACAGUCAAGACAACAACCACUCUCCUCUGCUCUAUGGUGUACUGGACCACCGCAUGGGCACAAGUGAAAAGGAUCGUCCUUGCGAAACCUGCGGAAAGAACCUAGCUGAGUGUUUGGGCCAUUACGGCUACAUUGAUCUGCAGUUGCCAUGUUUCCACGUGGGGUACUUCAAAGCUGUGAUAAGUAUUUUACAGAUGAUUUGCAAGACCUGUUGCCGUAUCAUGCUGACCGCUGAAGAACGGAAACAGUUUUUGGAUUAUCUGAAGAGACCCGGCUUGACUUACCUCCAGAAACGUGGCUUGAAAAAAAAGGUCUCUGAGAAGUGCAGGAAAAAGAACACCUGUCCUGGCUGUGGGUCGUUCAAUGGUACAGUAAAGAAGUGUGGCUUGCUGAAGAUAAUCCAUGAGAAAUACAAGACCACUAAGAAGAUAGUGGAUCCUGUUGUGUCUAACUUCAUACAGUCUUUCGACACAGCCAUAGAACAUAAUAAAGAAAUUGAGUCCUUGCUGGGAAGAGCCCAGGAGAAUCUGAAUCCCUUGGUGGUGCUGAAUCUCUUCAAGAGAAUACCCGCCGAAGACAUCCCCCUGCUUCUGAUGAACCCGGAAUCGGGCAAGCCUUCUGACCUGAUCCUGACCCGGCUGUUGGUCCCCCCGCUGUGCAUCCGGCCCUCCGUGGUGAGCGACUUAAAAUCCGGCACCAACGAGGAUGACUUGACGAUGAAGCUGACGGAAAUAAUUUUCCUGAACGACGUGAUCAAAAAGCAUAGAAUCUCGGGAGCAAAAACCCAGAUGAUCAUGGAGGACUGGGACUUCCUGCAGCUCCAGUGCGCUCUCUACAUCAACAGCGAGCUCUCCGGCAUUCCCCUCAACAUGGCGCCCAAGAAGUGGACCAGGGGCUUCGUCCAAAGGCUGAAAGGAAAGCAGGGUCGGUUCAGAGGAAACUUAUCUGGAAAGCGAGUGGAUUUCUCAGGCAGAACCGUGAUUUCACCUGACCCAAACCUGCGAAUAGAUGAAGUGGCUGUCCCUAUCCAUGUUGCCAAGAUACUUACAUUUCCUGAGAAGGUAAACAAAGCAAACAUUGACCUGAUGAGGGCGCUUGUUCGAAAUGGCCCAGAGGUUCAUCCCGGCGCCAGCUUCAUUCAGCAGAGGCACACCCCGAUGAAGAGGUAUUUGAGGUAUGGAAACCGGGAGAAGAUGGCCCAGGAGCUGAAGUACGGGGACGUUGUCGAGAGGCACCUCAAGGACGGGGACAUUGUCCUGUUCAACCGGCAGCCGUCUCUGCACAAGCUGAGCAUCAUGGCUCAUAUUGCUCGAGUGAAACCUCACCGGACUUUCCGAUUUAACGAGUGCGUCUGCACGCCGUACAACGCAGAUUUUGACGGCGACGAGAUGAACCUUCACCUUCCUCAGACAGAGGAGGCCAAAGCGGAAGCGCUUGUUCUGAUGGGAACCAAAGCAAAUUUGGUAACGCCAAGAAACGGGGAGCCCCUGAUAGCUGCGAUUCAGGAUUUCCUUACAGCUGCCUACCUCCUCACUCUGAAAGACACCUUUUUUGACCGCGCUAAAGCCUGCCAGAUCGUUGCUUCUAUCCUGGUUGGCAAGGAUGAAAAAAUCAAAGUCCACCUUCCACCGCCGGCGAUUCUAAAGCCUGUCACCCUGUGGACAGGAAAGCAGGUCUUCAGUGUCAUCCUCAAGCCGAGUGCCAGCUGCCUGGUCAAAGCCAACCUCCGCACCAAGGGCAAGCAGUAUUGCGGCAAGGGGGAAGACUUGUGCAGCAACGACUCCUAUGUUACGAUCCACAAUAGCGAGCUGAUGUCCGGCAGCAUGGACAAAGGCACUUUAGGAUCCGGGUCCAAGAACAACAUCUUCUACAUCUUGCUGAGAGACUGGGGGCAAGUGGAAGCCGCGGAUGCCAUGUCCCGCCUCGCCAGGCUGGCUCCGGUCUACCUGUCCAACCGAGGUUUCUCUAUUGGAAUUGGCGACGUCACCCCGGGGCAGGGGCUGCUGAAGGCCAAAUACGAGCUUCUGAACGCUGGAUACAAGAAAUGUGACGAGUACAUCGAGGCUCUGAACACUGGCAAGCUGCAGCAGCAGCCCGGCUGCACAGCGGAAGAGACGCUGGAGGCCCUGAUCCUGAAAGAGCUGUCCGUGAUCCGAGACCAUGCUGGCAGCGCCUGCCUCCGAGAACUGGACAAGAGCAACAGCCCCCUCAUCAUGGCUCUCUGCGGUUCCAAAGGGUCCUUCAUCAACAUAUCCCAGAUGAUUGCCUGUGUCGGGCAGCAGGCGAUCAGUGGGUCCCGCGUGCCGGACGGCUUCGAGAACAGGUCCCUGCCCCACUUCGAGAAGCAUUCCAAGCUUCCGGCAGCCAAAGGCUUUGUGGCCAACAGCUUCUACUCCGGCUUAACGCCCACCGAAUUUUUCUUCCAUACAAUGGCUGGUCGCGAAGGUCUGGUGGACACAGCUGUGAAGACAGCGGAAACGGGAUACAUGCAGAGGCGACUGGUGAAGUCACUUGAAGACCUGUGUUCCCAGUACGACUUGACCGUUAGGAGUUCUACUGGGGAUAUCAUCCAGUUCAUUUACGGCGGGGACGGAUUGGAUCCUGCAGCCAUGGAAGGGAAAGAUGAACCUCUGGAGUUCAAGCGAGUCCUGGAUAACAUCAGAGCUGUGUAUCCCAGCCGAAGCGAGCCGGCCCUUAGUAAGAACGAACUGGUGCUGACUGCUGAAGCCAUCAUGAAGAAGAACGAAUUCCUGUGCUGCCAGGACAGCUUCUUGCAGGAGAUAAAGAAAUUCAUCAAGAGUAUGUCCGAAAAGAUCAAGAAAACCAGAGACAAGUACGGCAUUAAUGACAACGGGACCACAGAGCCGCGUGUCUUGUACCAGUUGGACCGGAUUACUCCAACCCAGCUAGAGAAGUUUCUGGAGACCUGUCGAGAGAAGUACAUGAGGGCACAGAUGGAGCCGGGCUCUGCCGUGGGGGCUCUGUGUGCCCAGAGCAUCGGGGAGCCUGGCACCCAAAUGACCCUGAAGACCUUCCACUUCGCCGGAGUCGCCUCCAUGAACAUCACCCUUGGGGUGCCCAGGAUCAAAGAGAUCAUCAAUGCUUCCAGAGCCAUCAGCACUCCCAUCAUCACCGCCCACCUUGACACGGAUGACGAUCCAGACUUUGCCCGUUUGGUGAAAGGAAGAAUUGAGAAGACAUUGCUGGGAGAGAUUUCAGAGUACAUCGAAGAAGUUUUCCUUCCCGAUGACUGCUUUAUUCUCGUCAAGCUUUCCUUGGAGCGGAUUCGGCUGCUGAGACUGGAGGUGAAUGCAGAGACUGUGCGGUACUCCAUUUGUGUCUCCAAGCUGCGGGUGAAGCCAGGGGAUGUAUCUGUGCACGGGGAGGCCGUUGUGUGCGUUACUCCCCGGGAGAACAGCAAGAGCUCCAUGUACUACGUCCUGCAGUACCUGAAGGAAGAGCUACCCAAAGUGGUGGUGCAGGGCAUCCCGGAAGUGUCUCGCGCCGUCAUUCAUAUUGAUGAGCAGAGUGGAAAGGAGAAGUACAAACUGCUGGUCGAGGGCGACAAUCUGCGGGCUGUCAUGGCCACCCACGGGGUCAAAGGGACCAGGACGACUUCCAACAACACCUAUGAGGUCGAGAAAACCUUGGGGAUUGAGGCGGCCCGCACCACCAUCAUUAACGAGAUCCAGUACACGAUGGUCAACCACGGGAUGAGCAUCGACCGGAGGCAUGUGAUGUUGCUCUCGGACCUGAUGACGUACAAGGGUGAAGUUCUGGGCAUCACCAGGUUUGGACUGGCCAAAAUGAAGGAGAGCGUCUUGAUGCUCGCGUCUUUUGAAAAGACGGCGGACCACCUCUUUGACGCUGCGUACUUUGGGCAGAAGGACUCCGUGUGCGGGGUCUCGGAGUGCAUCAUUAUGGGCAUCCCCAUGAACAUCGGGACGGGACUUUUCAAGCUGCUGCAUAAAGCCAAUAAGGAAGCCGACCCCCCCAGGAGGCCUUUGAUUUUUGACCACCCCGACUUCCACCUUCCCCUUGCUACGUAG
Euleptes europaea (tarantolino) is the source of this 4177-nucleotide messenger RNA. RefSeq names its product RNA polymerase III subunit A (gene POLR3A). Gene Ontology annotation, biological process: DNA-templated transcription. Bases 5 to 4177 code for a protein of 1390 amino acids. The record is from RefSeq and is a predicted model, not a curated record. NCBI's taxonomy places the organism in Eukaryota, Metazoa, Chordata, Lepidosauria, Squamata, Sphaerodactylidae. Gene Ontology annotation, molecular function: DNA binding; DNA-directed RNA polymerase activity. The transcript has 31 exons.